AUGCUUCUUCUCUCGAGUCUUUUUCAGAAGAUCCGAACAUAUUCUACCAAGGUGGAAAAUCCACGACUGCGGAACUAUGACACUUUUAAUCCCACCCUACGAGCCACCAUCCAGCAGUUGGAUGCCAUAAGCCCACGUUUCGAGCUCGCUAAAAAUCAACUGGAAAUACUUUACCAUCCCGCCGACUUCUACAAUCUCAUUAAGCAAAAAAUCAGAUCUGCGGAGAAUCGUAUAUUCCUCUCAUCCCUUUACAUUGGGAAAACUCAACACGAGCUUGUCGAAUGUUUGCAAGACUCGUUGUCUCAAAAGCCUGAGCUCAAAGUUGACAUCCUUGUCGACUAUCUUCGUUCCACGCGAGAGUCUCCUAAUCCUAGUCCAGCAUCGCUCUUAGCACCACUUGUGGAGAAAUUUGGCAAGGAGCGAGUCAACAUUCGUUUCUAUCAUACUCCGCAUCUUUCAGGCAUCAAAAAAGCACUGCUUCCAAAAAGAAUAAACGAGGGAUGGGGAUUGCAACAUAUGAAGAUAUGUGGAUUUGACAAAGAAGUGAUACUCACAGGCGCCAACCUCUCGGAGGACUACUUUACUAAUCGUCAGGACAGGUACUAUCUGUUCAAGAAUGCACCUUUGGCGGACUACUAUUUUGGCCUCCAAAAAGCAGUCAGCUCUAUAAGUUACCAGCUAAUACCUUCCAAAACCUCUGAAAAAUAUACACUAGAAUGGCCAUCGUCCAACUUUGCCUCAGAGCCUCAUCUCAACGUUGAACGGUUCAUCAAAGAGUCCACCAGGCUCGUUCUACCGCUUCUGAGAAGCCCCGUUACCAAACCUGAAUACCUUGCCGACCCUGAGAUUAUUGUCUAUCCCGUUUCCUCGCUGAAGCCAAUUAUGAACCCCGAUAGGUCCACUGAGAAGCCUGCAAUUCUGCGCUUACUGACACUCCUCAAUGACCCCGACGUGAAGUGGGCUUUUACUGCUGGAUAUUUCAAUAUCCACCCUGAAAUCAGCUCCAGGUUUAUUGAGUCGCAUGCUAAAGGAACUGUCAUCACAGCGGCUCCAGAGGCAAACUCAUUCUAUAAAUCAAAAGGUAUUUCCAAGUAUCUUCCAGACGCAUACCUCUACAAAGCACAAUUAUUUUUGGAUCAAGUGCGCCGCAAAGACUGUGUCAGACUGCUGGAAUGGCAGAAUGGCAUUGUGAAUACUCCCACUGGAUGGUCUUACCACGCCAAAGGACUCUGGUUGUCACUCUCAGGGGAAAAUAUGCCUAGCAUAACGGUUGUCGGCUCUUCGAACUACACUCGUAGAGCAUAUGCCUUGGACCUCGAAACAAAUGCAGUGGUGAUUACGAAGAACGAGUCGGUGAAGGAGCAAAUGGCCAAGGAACUUGAAAACCUGACCAGCCACACCACUCAACUGACAGACUUUAGCCACCGACAUAUCAGCCCAGGCGUGAAAAUUGCAACCACGAUUCUCAGUAAAAUGUUAUGA
This is a messenger RNA of Ogataea parapolymorpha DL-1, 1482 nucleotides long. RefSeq names its product CDP-diacylglycerol--glycerol-3-phosphate 3-phosphatidyltransferase. The record is from RefSeq and is a predicted model, not a curated record. Gene Ontology annotation, biological process: cardiolipin biosynthetic process. Bases 1 to 1482 code for a protein of 493 amino acids. Gene Ontology annotation, molecular function: CDP-diacylglycerol-glycerol-3-phosphate 3-phosphatidyltransferase activity. NCBI's taxonomy places the organism in Eukaryota, Fungi, Ascomycota, Pichiomycetes, Pichiales, Pichiaceae. Gene Ontology annotation, cellular component: mitochondrion. The transcript has a single exon.